Molecule: messenger RNA, 1332 nt
Organism: Cryptococcus amylolentus CBS 6039
Lineage: Eukaryota; Fungi; Basidiomycota; Tremellomycetes; Tremellales; Cryptococcaceae
Exons: 8
Coding region: 1-1332 (443 amino acids)
Cellular component (GO): endoplasmic reticulum
Molecular function (GO): dol-P-Man:Man(5)GlcNAc(2)-PP-Dol alpha-1,3-mannosyltransferase activity
Source: RefSeq, a predicted model, not a curated record
AUGCCCCCUGCAACGGACAAGCCCAAGCAGGCAAAGGGGCCUAUAAAGUCCCUGCUUGACUUUGGUCUCCAGUUCUUCUUCGACCGCAAGUAUUUCUGGCACUUUACAUCUCUCCUCUUUCUCGGAGAGAUACUUUUAGGUCUGCUCGUCAUAUGGAAGAUCCCAUACACAAAAAUUGAUUGGCCUGCGUAUAUGCAGCAGGUCGGCAUGUUUCUUGAUGGUGAACAGGACUAUUCUAGGAUUGAAGGUGAGACUGGACCCCUUGUAUACCCCGCCCUCCACCUGUACAUAUAUACUGCCUUCAGCAAGAUCAUGCCUUCCAUCGACGACGUUCGACCAGCUCAAUACAUCUUCCUCGGCAUCUACCUCCUUACCUUCCUGUCGGUAGCCAACAUCUACUAUCUCGCCGGAAGACCCUCCGCCAAUGGCAAGCACUACGUGCAGGCCCUGCUUGUUCCUCUUACGCUUUCCAAGAGGGCGCAUUCGAUCUUUAUGCUGAGACUCUUCAACGACCCCAUUGCAAUGCUCAUAUUCUACUGGUCUGUCAUUGCUUUCCAGAUUGGAGGAAGGAAGGGGUGGAGGGUUGGCUGUGUUUUAUUCAGCUUGGCCCUUGGCGUCAAGAUGAACAUUCUUCUAUUCGUCCCCGGAUUGUUGGUCCUUCUCUUCCAAUACCGAGGUAUAUAUGGACUCGUUGAAGGGGUCUCCGUAAUUGCUCUGGUUCAGGUCGCACUCCCCGCACCCUUCUUCCUGUCAUCCACCAACCACGCUCUCUCCUACUUGUCUUCGGCAUUCGACUUUUCCCGGCAAUUCUUGUACGAAUGGACAGUCAACUGGAGAUUUAUAAAUGAAGAGUUGUUUUUGAGCCGAGAAAGGGCCGUGUUGUUGCUCUUCGGUCAGGUGAUCGUUCUCCUGACCUUUGCCGCUUUCAAAUGGUCUCCCAUCCCUGGCGGAGCUAUCCGAGUCGUCAACAACGGACUUCUCCGUCCCUCUCAGUCUGCUGGUGAACCCUCGAUUCUCCCUGCUUACCACAUUCCCCUUGUACUCUUCACGUCUAAUCUAAUCGGCGUGAUCUUUGCGCGAUCACUUCAUUAUCAGUUCUAUAGCUGGUAUUUCCAUCAACUGCCAUUCUUGCUCUUUUCAGGUGGGGCCUGGAACAGCGCAGCAAUUGGGAGCAUCAUCUGGGCACUGAUUCAGUGGCCCUGGGAGGUCACACCGGCAACAGCCUUUACAUCUCUUCAGCUCCUGGGGAGCCAUCUUGUGCUGUUAUCUGGCUUAUUUUUCCGCAACCCCAUAUCCAAAGAGGUGGUCCCUUCAAAUAUAAAGUCAGAGUGA